AUGGAAGUUCCACCAAAGGGUGGUUUUAGCUUUGAUUUGUGCCGCAGGAAUGAAAUGAUUGCGGGCAAAGGUCUAAAGCCACCAUCAUUUCUGAAGACAGGAACAACAAUUGUGGGUUUGGUAUUUCAGGUAUGGAUGAUUCCUUCUGUUUGAACUGGCAGCACAAGGAUGUUAUGACAUGUAAUUGUGUUUGUCAUCCCAAUUGGUUAUAGAGUUAUAGUGAUAGUUGUCUUCAUACAUUUUCUGGUAACAUAAAACCUUAGUGUUGGAAAUGUUGUACCCUUAUGCUUGUUAUUUGGCACGUCUUAUUCUACUUUCAACGUGGUCCUGUUGCAUUGUUGAAGAAAAAUGUAUUGUUUAGGCAUUUCCCCAAUAUUUUCAUUAAUCCUUCCCAGUCUGGGAGGAAGAAUGUGUUUAUGAAGUUAUCUGAUCACUUCUGUAUAUGCUUCAUGUUAUCUAAUAGAACAUGAUCCUUGAUCUCAUUUAAUUACUAAUGAACCGAGCUCUUAGUGCUCAGCCUAUCAAGUAAUGUCUCUUUGUUUGCAUUGUGUGGAUCAAGUUAUGCAAUAACCCUGAAUGAUUGUUAAACUAACGUGUUCCUAUCAUCUGGGAGUUUGAGAAAUGGUGUAAUCUAGAAAGCCGUAUGAAUUAUGGGGUUUCUUUCCCUCAGUAAUUGCCUAUCACUAAUGUAACACCACAUUUAUACCGCCUAAGUAUUUUGCAACACUUUCAAUUUAUUGACCUUUCUGUUUCUUUUCAAUCGUGUAAUUUAAUGAUAUGAACUUGUACUUUCUCACAUAUUAUUUAGCUGUAGACCGGAUUCCCAACAUGCCAACUGGAAAAUGUUUGACUUGCUUUACAGUAGCACUUAUUUUUUAUUGUUAAUAAAAAGGGUAAUUUUGGCUGCCUAUAUUAUUAUAACGUGGCUUCUGAACACAAUGAGCUCUUACAGGAUAAGUGGCAUCACCCUGUGACAACGUCCGUUAGAUAUGAUCUUCUCACUCCCAUAAUGGAAACCCUAUCCAACUGUUUUUGUCAUGGAGACACUUGCACUUUGUUGAUCCAGAUUAGAGCGGUUUCCUCUUGUGAUACAUUCAGUAAUACCCGUCCUUUUUUCUUGAAUAAAAAAAAUUGACUUCCUUGUUUGAGAUUCGUUGGCCAGCAGUCUUAGUGGCAGAAAGUUAAAGAGAAUCAUUAGUCAGUUUUGAGUUCCCAAGUUAGUGCCAAUGAUUUUUAAUGGGCUAACUAUUUUUGUCUCUUAUUUAAAAUUUUCAUUAGGAUGGCAUUGUUUUGGGAGCAGAUACCAGGGCAACUGAAGGGCCAAUAGUAGCUGAUAAAAACUGCGAGAAAAUUCAUUACAUGGCACCAAAUAUAUACUGCUGUGGUGCAGGAACUGCUGCAGACACAGAAGCCGUGACUGGUAGGUUCAGAUUUUAUUUUUUUCCGGUUUAUUUUUUAAUCCAGAUAUUUAAGUUUUAAUCAUAUCCUCUUGCUCUUGUUACACUUUUCUUGGUGAUCAUUUUUUCUGUCCUCGGUGUCAUUUGUCUCACUGUGGUGACAUAUUGACUAUCCAUGAUUUCCUUCCCAGACAUGGUUAGCUCCCAGCUUCAAUUGCACCGAUAUGCCACAGGCCGUGAAUCAAGGGUUGUUACUGCACUUACUCUUUUGAAGACACACUUGUUCAGGUUUAUAUACUUCUGUCAUCGCAUCUCAUGCUUUUUGCUUAGUCUUUUAGCGUGGUUUCAACUCAAAUUAUGUUCUUCUCCAAUUUUUAUAAACUUUUUUGGCCAGCUACCAAGGUUACGUCAGCGCUGCUUUGGUUCUCGGUGGUGUUGAUGUCACUGGACCGCAUCUGCACACAGUAUGUUUAUAUGCUCCUUAUUUGACUGCAUAAAUGUUUUCUUCAUCUGAUAACUGUAUCAACAAUCUCAUUAUUUCUUUCGAGAAACCACUACUUUUGCCCAUAAUACUCAUCUACCCCCACAGUUCAACUGGUGCUCUUUAUGUUGAUAAAGAGAUUGGUUUUCCGGUUGCAUGUACUUGCAUAUUUGAUAGCUCGCCCACAUGUGCAGAUCUAUCCUCAUGGCUCAACUGAUACUCUCCCGUUUGCUACAAUGGGAUCCGGUUCGCUGGCAGCCAUGGCGGUGUUUGAAUCAAAAUACAGAGAGGGUCUUACUGUAUGUCAUCUGAAACUUACUAAAAUACCUUUUUACAUGAAUUCUCUUCGGCAUUUAUCUGUUGUUGCUUCACAAUUUGAAGGUUUAUAUGCACUCUGUGACAAACACCUUGAGGAUAUAUAUGUAUAUGUAUAGAUACGAAUGAUGUGGAUAUUAUAUUGUAUCAAUUUUUCUGAAGAAUUUGAGAGCUUGACCUGUUUUUGCCAUUCGCAUUUUGUUGUGAAUGCUCAGAUUCUGUCCCUGUUCAUGGGCAUUUAUCUCAUACGUAUAGGAGAGGAGGAAGAACUACUCUAGGCCCAUUUAAUUAUAGGCUUAUGGGCCUUAUAGAGCCAUUACUAUCACAGAUCAACUGAGAAUUCUAAUACCAACGUCAGUUUGAACAGCGUGUUUGAAACAUAAUGUCUCUACUUUCUCUUACUCAGAGGGACGAAGGAAUCAGUUUAGUCAGUGAAGCCAUCUGUUCGGGCAUAUUCAAUGAUCUUGGGAGCGGCAGCAACGUGGAUGUCUGCGUCAUUACCAAGGUGAGAUGACACAAUCUUCUGCAAGCUUAUUUUGUCCUUUUUUUUUCUUUUUUUCUUUUUUUUUUUGCUUUCCAUUAAUUCUGCUUCCCCUGCUUGGCUUCUGCAAAUAAAGGACCAAGUGGAGUACCUGAGGAACUUCCAAUUGCCGAAUCCCAGGACCUACAUCAGCUCCAAGGGCUAUUCCUUCAUCAAAGGCCAAACGGGUAACAAUUUUAAUGCAUAUAUGUUUAUAAUUUGGAAAGUUUUCUUUUUUUAGAAAAAGAGCUUCUGCUCAACUCGGCUCUGUUCCUGCAGAAGUGCUGUCCACGAAGAUCACUCUGCUGAAGCAGAAGGUGGCUGAGGUGGAAGUAGAUGUGAUGGAAGAGUGA
Molecule: messenger RNA, 3066 nt
Organism: Spirodela intermedia
Lineage: Eukaryota; Viridiplantae; Streptophyta; Magnoliopsida; Alismatales; Araceae
Source: the annotation of a GenBank genome assembly